AUGACAAUAAAGAAUAUAAUAAUCUUAUGUCAUAAGAAUAUAUUGAAGAACGCUUUGCUGUAAUCUAAAACUAAAACUCUUCUAGAUAUUUAAAAAGAAGAAACACAAUUUAGAUUAGAUAAAAUAAAAUUGAAGAUUUAUGCAAGUUAUUUGAGAAGCUCAUAAAAAAAAUCUAUUAAACCUAAAUCAUUAAAAUUUAAAUAUUAGGCAAUCACCUGGUUCAACUCCUACAUUUCCUUAAAUGAAUCGAAUGAGUAGAGAUAAGAGCACUGGAAUAUCAAUAGUCAUAUUAUUAAUUAAGUAAAUAAAUAUUUAUAUUGUAAUAUGCUAGUUAGAAAAGAGAAACAAAUUAAAAAUAGAGAUAAAAAUUACUAAAUAGGUUUAUUAGAUCAAGGCUGGAUGGUGAAACUAAAAUUAAAAAUAGAAAAUUAAUUUAAGCAGCUAAAAUUAAAACUAAGAAUAUUGCAAUUGCUGAAGCAGCAGAAUUUCAUUAUAAUAAAGCAGAUACAGAAUUAUAUGAUUAAAAUGGAAACACUCCUUUAUAUUAUAGUGCCAAGUAUGGUGAUGAAUAGAUGACAAAAUUCUUAUUAAAAAUAGGAGCAGAUAUAAAGAAAUAUGUUCAAACGGAAACACCCCUGUUCAUAUGGCUUUUUUAUCAGGAAAUUAAUCAAUAAUAAUAGAAUUUAUUAAUAGAAAUUGUAAUCUUAAUAUUUUAAACAAUAAUAAUUUUACUCCAUUAGGAUUCGGUAUUCAGAAAGAAUUGUAAUCUCUAAAUUUACUUAAUUAUGUUGCAACAGUAACAUUGCUUUAAUUAUUAGGUUAAAUAAAUAAAAAAAUAAGAAAAUUGAUAACCAAUAUUAGAUUCAUAAAAAGAUUAAAUCUGAAACAUAUGAACUUAAUAAUGAAUUAAUUCUAGAUAUAAAGAAAAGAAUUUGA
Messenger RNA from Paramecium sonneborni, 936 nucleotides. NCBI's taxonomy places the organism in Eukaryota, Ciliophora, Oligohymenophorea, Peniculida, Parameciidae. The record is from the annotation of a GenBank genome assembly.